GUCGUUAAGCUCCCGCUGCCAUUCAUUCUUUUUAACGGGCACCGACGCUCAAUCAGUGUCCAAAGUCUGCUCCUUGACGGCUCCCUCUCCCUGCCGUGCGGUACUAUCUAAUGAUGCCCCCGAGUGCUGCUCUGACUGCUUCUGAUCCUGCUGGGCCUUCCGACACCAGCAGCGCCUACACGAGGUUGCACAUCUCUCCUUUCGACCAGGACCUCUUGAAAGUCGUUAUCCCAGCCGCAAUCUUGCCAAACGCCCGGAACAUCUCUUUCCACACCAUCGAAACCUUCCCCGACAAGCGCUACGGCUUCGUCGACGUGCCCGAAGCGGACGCUGAGAAGAUCAAGAAAAGGCUGAACGGCGCCGUGCUGAAGGGCUCCAAGAUGCGCAUCGAUAAGGCCCGCCCCGCCGAGGACUACAUGCCCGUGGCCGAGAGCGAAGAGACUGGCAAAAAGCGAAAGAAGUCGUCCAAGGAAAAGGAGGAGAGGAAGAGACAGAAGCGCGACGAGAAUGUCCUUGAGGGCGUUGAGCUCCGCGAUCGCAAGGUCAAGCGGGGUUGGACCGUCCCCGAGGAAGCCAAGAUAAGGGAGAAGAAGAGCAAAAAGGAAAAGGGAGAGAAGAAGGAAAAGAAGGACAAGACAAAGAAGCGCGAGGAGCGUUCAAAGUACACGGACAGAGAGGAGUGUCUUCUCAAGACAAAGCUGCCCUCCAAGCAGCUCCCAGCGGCUGUCGACCCCGAGGACGAGGGCGAUCGCAAGAAACGCAGGAAGAAGGCCAAGGAGGUUGUUAUCCACGAGUUCGAGAAGACGACAAAGUUCCCUACCUUCCUCAAGGCCGCUAAGCCUGCGCCGACCGAGAACCUUACAACCGAAUUCGUUGAAGGCAAAGGAUGGGUCGACACCCAAGGGAACGUGAUCGAAUCGGCCAAGACUAGGAGAACAGCCACGGCACCUGUCCCCGAAUCCAAGGCCCCGAAGCCAGCAAAGAAGGCCAAGGCUCCCACGCCGCCGCCUGUGGAGGACGAUACUACGAGCAGUAGCGGCACCUCGUCUGACGAGGAUACUUCUUCAGACGAGAGCUCAGAUGAGGAGGCAGAGCCGGCUAAGGCGGCACCAGUGACGCCUGCAAAGCAAACGCCAAAGGCCGCAAAUGAUGAAGACACUAGCAGCGAAUCAUCAUCAUCGUCCGACGAGGAUAGCUCCGACUCGGACGAGGAGGUGGUGGUCGAAACUACAAAGACUUCUGUCCCUGCCAACUUCGACAGUCCGCUAUCCGCAAUCAAGGCCGCUGAUGCAUCGCGACCCAGAUCCGCCGCUUCCAAUGCCAGUCUGACUAUCAAGAUACCACCAUCCACUCCGGCCCAAGUUCAUCCCUUGGAAGCUCUCUACAAGCGCCCGAAGCAGGACGGCAAUGAGGUUACCGAGCCCGCCAAAGAAGCUGAACCUUUCAGUUUCUUCGGUGGCGGCGGUGAUGAUAUUGAAGAAGACGAGGACGUCGCAGCAUCCAGCCAAAUGCCCAUGACCCCAUUCACCGCACAAGACGUCGAGUGGCGCAACGUUAGAAGCGCUGCACCCACGCCCGACACAGCGCACCCCAACCACACGAAGCCGUUCUGGGCUAUCGGUCACGAGGGCGAAGAGGAGGAGGACGACGACGAGGAGACCCGCGAGGAGAUUGAGGCGACGUUGAACGCGGAGCGAAACGCCGACCCCGAGGGCAGCAGCGGACCCGGAGGCGACUUUCAAAAGUGGUUCUGGGAGAACCGGAGAGACCUCAACCAGUCGUGGAUGAAGCGCAGGAAAUCGGCGGCCAAGGAGAGGCGGCACCGCGACAACAAGUCGCGCGCCUCCAAGGCUGUGUAG
Molecule: messenger RNA, 1859 nt
Organism: Colletotrichum acutatum
Lineage: Eukaryota; Fungi; Ascomycota; Sordariomycetes; Glomerellales; Glomerellaceae
Exons: 2
Coding region: 111-1859 (582 amino acids)
Source: RefSeq, a predicted model, not a curated record